CUUUUUCUGUGUGUUCGUAAGCAUGGCACUUAAUGUGGAAACAUUGACAUCACAAGUAAAAAAAGGACUGCUGACCUUCAGGGAUGUGGCCAUAGACUUCUCUGAGGAGGAGUGGGAAUGCCUGGACCCAGCUCAGCGGAACUUGUACCUGGAUGUGAUGUUGGAGAACUGCAGCAACCUGGCCUCCCUGGCUAUCUCAUCUGAAGAUGACCAGGCCUUUUUGCCAAAGCCCGGACUACAUGAUGUAUUCUCUGAUAUAAUACUGAGUACAUAUACUGAAGACAGAAGUUAUCAAUGGAACGCGUAUUGGAAAAACUUUAAGCAAGAGUCAUAUCGUAAUAGUAAUUGGAAAAGCGAGCUCACAGAAGAUCAUUAUGAAAGUGGAAAACUCUUUGACCAAAUGUCCAAUCACAAUAUACAUCAAGUUAUUCCUAUUGCGGAGAUGACACUCGAAGGAAGUAAAUCUAUGUCAUCUGAAGAUUACCAGGCCUUUAUGCCAAAUACUGGAAUACCAAAUUUAUUCUCUGAAAUAAUACUGCAGAGUAUAGGUUUUGGAGACGGAAGUUAUCAAUGGAAUGAACAUCUGGAAAACUUUAAGCAAGAGUCAUAUCUUAAUCAUCAUACAAGCGAGCUUGCAGAGAACCAUUACAAAAGUGGAAAAGUCUUUGACCAAAAAAUGUCCAGUCACAAUAUAUGUCAGGUUAUACCUAUUGUGAAGAAGACACACAAAGGAAAUAAAUGUGUCCAGUCUUUUCAGCAAUCAUUAAAUUACACCAAACAAAAUAUUCAUACCCGAGAGGAGGCUUAUAAAUGGAAUUUGUGUGGGAGAGGCUUCAGUCAACUAUCCAAUGUAAAUAGACUGCAAAAAAUAUGUAAUCAAGAAAAACCUUAUACGUGUAAAGAUUUUGAUAAAACAUCUCAUUGGCCUUCAGAUUAUUCUCUAAAUCAAAGAAUGUAUACUGGAGAGAUGCCUUACAAAUGUGGAGAAUGUGGAAAAGCCUUUGGCAGAUCUUCAUACCUUAAAAUGCAUCAGAGAGUUCACACAGGAGAGAAGCCGUACAAAUGUGGAGAAUGUGGCAAAACCUUUGGUAGAUGCUCAAACCUUACAAUCCAUCAGAAAGUUCAUACUAGACAGAAGCCCUAUAAAUGUACAAAAUGUGACAAAUCCUUUGGCAGUUCCUCGGGACUUAUAAAGCAUCACAGAGUUCAUACUAGAGAGAACCCUUAUAAAUGUACAGAAUGUGACAAAUGCUUUGGCCGUUCCUCAGAACUUAUAAAGCAUCAGAGAGUUCAUACUGGAGAGAAGCCUUAUAAAUGUAGAGAAUGUGGCAAAUCUUUUGGCUUACCCUCAAGGCAUGCAUAUCAUCAGAGAGUUCACACUGGAGAGAAGCCUUAUAAAUGUACAGAAUGUGGUAAAGUGUUCAGUGAGUCCUCGAAUCUUAAUCGACAUCAGAGAAUUCAUACAGGAGAGAAGCCUUACAAAUGUAGAGAAUGUGGCAAAGCCUUUGGUAGGUCCUCAAUCCUUGCUGAUCAUCAGAGAGUUCACACGGGAGAGAAGCCUUAUAAAUGUAAAGAAUGUGGCAAGUUCUAUAGCAGUUCCUCAAUCCUUACGGUACAUCAGAGAGUUCAUACUGGAGAGAAGCCUUACAAAUGUGGAGAAUGUGGCAAAGCCUUUGGCCGCUCAUCAGGACUUAGUAAGCAUGAGAGAGUUCAUACUGGAGAGAGGCCUUAUAAAUGUACAGAAUGUGGUAAAUCCUUUGGCAAAUCCUCAAACCUUAACAAGCAUCGGCAAGUUCAUACUGGAGAGAAGCUUUAUAACUGUACAUAAUGUACCAAAUUCUUUGGCGAAUCCAGGCCUUACUACACAUCAGAGAGUUCAUACUAGAAAAAAACCUUAUAAAUAUAAAGAAUGUCACUAGUCAUUUGGUAGAUUCUCAAACUUUACUAAUCUACAAAGAGUUCAUACUGCAGAGUAGCCAUACAGAUGGUAUAUAGUGUUGGAAAUCCUUGACCAGCAGUGAGAACUUACUGAAUAUCAGAGAAUUCAUUCUUAAAAGAAGCUGUAGAAUGUGAAAAACGUAAAAAACCUUAAAAGCCUUUCACAUAUGACUCUACCUUAGAGACUUCCUAACAGAGACUAUACAAAUGUAGCAAAUGGGCUAGAACCUUUUUUUUUUUUUAAUUUUAAAUAGUACAUUUUAUUGAUUUUUUUUUUACAGAGAGAAAGGGAGAAGGAUAGAGAGCUGGAAACAUUGAUGAGAGAGAAACAUCGAUCAACUGCCUCCUGCACAUCACCUACUGGGGAUGUGCCCGCAACCGAUGUACAUACCCUUGACUGGAAUCGAGCCUGGGAUCUUCCAGUCCACAGGCUGACACUCUGCAUUCAGCCAAACCGGUUUUGGCUAGGCUGGAAUCUUUACCCACAGUUUUAAAUUUACUGAACACUAGAGAUUUUAUAGUGGAGGCAAGGCUUACACUGUAGAAAAUGUGAGUUAGCCCUUAGCCUGUGGUGAUAUUUAUUGAACAUUUUACAAAUCAUUCUAAAGAGAAACAACAAAAAAAGUUAUUAUGCAAUGAUUUAACCAAACUUUAUCAUUCAGAAUGAUAAAGUCUUACAAAUUCUGAGACAUAUGUCAAAGUGUAUAUCAUUUAAAUGUCAUACAACCUCUAAUGAUUAUUACUGGAUCGAAGUUCAAGACAUAUAAAUAAUGUAAAAAAGCUUACUCAGUAUGCAAACCUUACCCGACAUCUGAAUUCAUACUAGGGUGAAACAAUACAAAUGUUGACCAUGUCCUAAACUUUAGGACCUAAAGUCUAAUUAGCAUAUGUUGCUUAUUCCUCACAUUGGAAUUUAUUCUAGAGGGAAACCUUAAAACAAGAAUGUGGGAAAUCCUAGUGUUGGACCUAUAGUCCCAGUCUUAUCAGGGAUUGUAAUUGGGUAGAAAUUCUACAUUUAUAGUAUAGAAGGUAGGACUUCUGUUUAACAUAUACAGUUUAUAAAACUCUUGAAUUUAUGCCUUGGGGACCCUUUCUCCCUCCCCAAAGUGGAAGUCUAUACUCUGAGAGUCUUUCCCUCUCCCCACUCGGGAGUCUGUACUUGUUCUUCAAUAAAUUUCCACCUUUGCUAUACAAAAAAAAAAAAAGAAUUUAUGCCUUAAAGUUACUGUAAGGAUGUAAAAACUUUACCCAAAUAUGCAAUUGAUUGUGAUUUUUAAAGUAUCACUGUAUUCACACUAGGUAGGAUGCCAAAAUGCCUUUUAGGUAUUCCUAUAACAAUCUGGUCUCAAAACCACCAUCCUGGCACAUUGGGAUGUCACUCCAACCAGCCAAAGUUACUCCUUGGCGAGAACAAAAUUAAUAAAUAUUUUUGUUUUCAGUAUUCA
Messenger RNA from Pipistrellus kuhlii (Kuhl's pipistrelle), 3383 nucleotides. RefSeq names its product zinc finger protein 501-like. Gene Ontology annotation, biological process: regulation of cytokine production; negative regulation of transcription by RNA polymerase II; regulation of immune system process. Lineage: Eukaryota; Metazoa; Chordata; Mammalia; Chiroptera; Vespertilionidae. Gene Ontology annotation, molecular function: DNA-binding transcription factor activity, RNA polymerase II-specific; RNA polymerase II cis-regulatory region sequence-specific DNA binding. The transcript is spliced from 7 exons. Bases 23 to 1828 code for a protein of 601 amino acids. The record is from RefSeq and is a predicted model, not a curated record.